AUGCUUUACUCACCAGAACAGGAAGCCCGAUUCUUUCUCAUCUGGUGUCAUGGCACUGCAGAAGACAUUGGUACCAGGCAUAUGACAUUCGUUACAUUGAGUCGACAGCUUCAGACACAUAUAUUAGUUUUCGAAUAUCCAUCGUAUGGUUUAUCGAAUGGAGUAGUAUCAUCACCCAGUGAAGCAUCAAUUAAUGAUCGUGCUCAACGUGUUUAUUUGUUCAUUUGCCAUACAAUUAAAUGGCCAACUGAUCGAAUCAUAAUUUAUGGUCAUUCACUAGGCAGUGGUCCUGCAUGUCAUCUUGCAUCGACACAAUCAGUUGGUGGACUUAUUCUUCAAUCUCCAUAUACAUCAAUUAAGAAUUUAGUUCGAGAAGCAGUUGGUAGCUAUUCAAAUUUACUUUGGGUGUCAUAUUGGGAUAAUAAUGAAGCAAUGCAACACAUUACAUGUCCAACACUUUUUAUACAUGGACAACGUGAUGGUUUGAUUCGAUUCGAACAUUCUCAAAUAUUAUUCAAUUUAUUCAAUCACACUAACCAAAAGGAACUCGUAUUGUUACCGAACGAUGAUCAUAAUUCGAUAUCCAUAACAGUCAUUCUAAUGCAUACGAAAGCGUUUCUCAAUAAAUAUUUUCAAUCAAUAACAGAACCAAUGCCUGAAGUGAAAAUUAAUCAAGGUUUUCGUCAGCCAUACUGA
Messenger RNA from Rotaria sp. Silwood2, 696 nucleotides. The record is from the annotation of a GenBank genome assembly. NCBI's taxonomy places the organism in Eukaryota, Metazoa, Rotifera, Eurotatoria, Philodinida, Philodinidae.